AUGGCUGUUUGGGAACAUUUAUCAGUCUCAAAAGCUCAUGUCGCAUACGCAUGUGUAGGGGUCUUCUCAUCAAUCUUCUCUCUAGUCUCACUUUUCGUCAAGGAGAAACUAUACAUCGGUGAAUCCACCGUCGCCGGUAUAUUCGGUCUUAUCGUGGGACCCGUUUGUUUAAAUUGGUUUAAUCCAUUAAAAUGGGGGAAUUCCGAUUCAAUCACUUUGGAAAUCACAAGAAUCGUAUUAUGUUUGCAAAUCUUCGCUGUCGCUGUAGAGUUACCAAGAAAAUAUAUGUUGAAACAUUGGUUAUCCGUCGUAAUGUUAUUGUUUCCCGUGAUGACUACAGGUUGGUUGAUCAUUGGCCUCUUCGUUUGGAUAGUUAUACCAGGUUUAAAUUUCUCGGAAAGUUUGUUGAUUAGUGCAUGUAUCACUGCAACGGAUCCUAUCUUGGCACAAUCUGUCGUCUCGGGUAAAUUUGCACAAAAAGUUCCAGGUCAUUUAAGAAAUCUUUUAUCUGCAGAAUCUGGUUGUAAUGAUGGGAUGGCUUUCCCAUUUAUUUUUUUAUCAUUAAAUUUAAUCAUUCAUCCAGGGAAUGGAAGAGAAAUUGUUAAAGAUUGGAUUUGUGUCACUUUACUUUAUGAAUGUAUAUUCGGAUGUAUAUUAGGCGUAUUCAUUGGAUACAUUGGACGUAGAGCCAUUAGAUUUGCUGAAGAGAAAAAUAUUAUUGAUCGUGAAUCCUUCUUAGCAUUCUAUGUGGUCUUAGCAUUUUGUUGUGCUGGGUUCGGUUCCAUAUUGGGUGUAGAUGAUUUGUUAGUUUCAUUCGCCGCAGGUGCUGCAUUUGCUUGGGAUGGUUGGUUCUCUCAAAGAACUGAAGAAAGUAAAGUCUCCACUGUCAUUGAUCUAUUAUUGAAUUAUGCUUAUUUCAUUUAUUUCGGUGCAAUAAUUCCAUGGAGUCAAUUUAAUAAUGGUUCCAUUGGAUUAAACGUUUGGAGAUUAAUCAUUCUAUCAAUUGUAGUGAUCUUCUUGCGUAGAAUCCCCGCAGUGAUGUUAUUAAAACCUAUUAUUCCAGAUAUUAAAUCAUGGCGUGAGGCUCUCUUCGUAGGACAUUUCGGUCCCAUUGGUGUAGGCGCCGUCUUUGCUGCUAUCUUAGCAAGAGCUGAACUAGAAGAUACCAUAUCUGAAGAACCAACUCCAUUAGCUCGUAUUCCACCCGAGGGAACAAAACAUUAUCAACUAAUUGCAUGCAUUUGGCCAACAACUUGUUUCUUCAUUGUCACUUCAAUUAUCGUCCAUGGAUCAUCUGUUGCAGUAGUCACAUUGGGUCGUCAUUUGAAUACUAUAACAUUGACCAAGACAUUUACCACACAUACAACAAAUGGUGGUACUGGGAAAUCUACAUGGAUGACAAGAUUACCAUCAUUGGAUAAAUCUGGGAGAUCAUUUUCUUUACAACGUGUGGACACUCAUGUAUCAGCUGCACCAUCUACAAAUGAAAAUAUAGGAACAACAGAAACUGUAGUGGAAACAAGCGGUAUUCCAACAAGAGCUGUAGGUGGUAUGACCAGAAAAGAUGUUAAGAAACGUAAAAGACAAGGAAGGAAAAGGAAAAGAGAUAAAAUUUUCCAUCGUAGAACUUUAUCCAAUAAAUAUAACAACACCUAUGAUGAUGAAUUAAAUGAUUUAGGUAGAGAACGAUUACAACGUGAAAGAGAAGCUCAAGCAGCUACAUUCGCUUUAAGUUCUGCAAAUAUCAAUAAUUAUGAUAAUUAUGAUAAUAUUUCUUCGAUCCACUCUGAAUCUGAAAGUGAAAGAGAACGAGUAAGAGCAGAAAAAGAAAAAGGAACAUUAAUUAAUCAAGAUUUACAAUCUUUCAAUUCAUUUAAUAAUAAUAACAUUCGUAUUGAGGUUCCAGAUGUAGUCUCCAUGGGAUCAAACAUCCCAUCAAAUUAUUCAACAACAGAAAUGCAUUCAAUUUCCACCGGAAAGGAAGAUACAGGACAAACAAAUAAAGAAGAUGAGUCCAUGUAUACUGGAUCUUCCAUUUCAGGUUCACAUUCUUCAGUAGCUACCUCUGAAAGGGAGCGUAGGCAACAAAUUAAAAAAGAUGAAGACCAAGCUCAUAUAGCCUAUCAAUCAGGUGAUCAAAUUAUUAUUGAAAAUAAACAUGGUGAAAUUCUUAAUGAAGCGGAUUUAAAGAAACGAAAAUUAAAUGAUGAAGAAGCAAAUAAUUUGUCGCCAAGAACAUCAAGAUCAUCAUCGUUAGGAAGUGGGAAACUAUCAAAAAUAUUAACGGGACCAUUCACCAAAGAUUUUAAUCUUUCACCUACUCAAAGCUAUGAAUCUGAUACAAGUUUAAGAACACUAAAGAAAAUCUUGACUCCACCUGAAGGUAUAAGAAAAUCAUUCCCAAUACCGCAACGUGGUAGUGUUGGUUCUACAUCUAAAUAUCAUGCCUAUAAAAUGGAUAAUUUAUUAAUUAUCGAAAAUAAUGAAGGUGAUGUAUUACGUCGUUAUAAAAUUACACCUCGUGAAAGAAGUAAUAGUAACAGCAGCAGUAAUGCCACGACUAAUUCAAAGGAUAUAAAACCUACUGGAGUAGUUAAUAAGGCAUUGACAGCCGUUGGUUUGAGAAGUCGUAAUUCAUCUUUAUCUGGAUCUAAAAAAUCAAAUACUAAUCCGCAACCAACAACAUUACAAAGAGGAAGAAAUGACCCACAAACACGAAUGAAUAAUGUUGACAAUGUUGCUGCUGGAGCCAAAACUGGUAAACCAAGGCCGUUGACACCAAUACCUACACAGGAAUAUUCAUCUGAAGAGGAAGAUGAUGAUGAUGAUGAUGAACAAGAUCCUCAUAGCAAUGACGACGGUGGUAACGAAACUGAAGAUGAUUAUGACUAUGAUACAGAGGACGAAUCAAACAGUUUCGAAAGUGAUGAAGAUAUUGACAGUGAAAGGGAAGGAAAUGAAACAGCAAGAGGCGUAGGACCAUUAGAUACAAAUCACCAGGCAAAUAUUAUUGAUCAAGAACCGCAAUCGCCCGCCGUUGAAAGUCGUGAAUCACCAAUAUCUCCAACUUCUUCUACCUCAGCAACGCAAAAAAUGAAAUCUACCUUAAGGCAUUUUAAAAGAAAAUAG
This is a messenger RNA of Naumovozyma dairenensis CBS 421, 3129 nucleotides long. It is a transcript of the gene NHA1, whose product is annotated as Nha1p. Gene Ontology annotation, biological process: sodium ion export across plasma membrane; regulation of membrane potential; proton export across plasma membrane. The transcript has a single exon. Gene Ontology annotation, cellular component: plasma membrane. The coding region runs from base 1 to 3129 and encodes 1042 amino acids. The record is from RefSeq and is a predicted model, not a curated record. Gene Ontology annotation, molecular function: sodium:proton antiporter activity. Lineage: Eukaryota; Fungi; Ascomycota; Saccharomycetes; Saccharomycetales; Saccharomycetaceae.